AUUGCAGGGGUGCCGAUACUUUUGGCCAGCACUGUAUGUUGAUAAAAUGCAAUAUAAACAGCAUCUACGUACAGUACAUUAGAGUGCAGUACAGUAUUUAUAUUAUCGUUUACAUGUAAUGAUGCUUUUCAUCCUACAGGAGGCACCAUAGAUCAACCAAGUAAAAGUUUCCUCUGUUGUCCUACACUUUGAUUCGUGUAGAUAGAAACAUACUUAGUAUUUUACUGUUUUCUUCCCGGAGCGUAUCACGCUCGAGUUGGGGUUGAAAAAAUGAAGUUUUUGUUGGUGUCUUUGAUGGUCGUAUGGUUUGCAGAUGCCCAGCUGAGAGGCCGCAAAGCUCGUCCUCUCAUUCCAACCACCAUAGCAAGCCCAGGGGUGUUGUGCACCUUUAAAGACAAGACAUUCAAGCCCGGAGACAGUUGGCAUCCUUUUUUGGAGCCCUUUGGACUCGUUCUGUGCAUACGUUGCUCCUGCACUGAGAAAGGCCACGUGAAAUGCAGUAAAAUUAAGUGUCCUCCUUUGCCAUGUGGCAAGACAGUAGCCGAUCCACAUGAAUGUUGUCCAAGAUGCUCAGACCAGCUCAAGAUCCCCGCAGGUCUGAGAGCUCCAGCGAAGUCGUGCCGAUAUAAUGGAAGCGUAUAUCAACCAGGAGAGACCUUCACUAAGUAUAACCUGACAGCCCAGCCAAGCAACCAGUGUGCCAUGUGCUCAUGUUCUAAUGGAAACAUCUUCUGUGCCAUUAAAACUUGCCAACCACUCAGUUGCUCCUCCUGGGUCACGCUUACAGACACCUGCUGUUUGGCAUGUAAAGACUCCAGCACCACUGGGUCAUCAUCAGCGGAGGAUGGAAACCAGCAGCUGAACAGAGGCGUUAGACAUUCAUUGGAGCAGUGUUCCGGAGAUCAGGACACAGCACAGUCCCCUCGGAUCAGGACUUCAACCAGACACCUGAGCCUCAAUAAACUUAAUCUCAGGGGGGCUUCAGAGACUACUGUGAAGAUUCUAAUGCAAAGGAAGCAACAGAAAGCGUGUUUAUACAAUGGCAAGACGUACUCGCACGGAGACAUUUGGCACCCAGUUUUGGGGAAGGUCCUGGAAUGCAUCGUGUGCUCAUGUAGCGACGGCCUGCAGGAGUGCAAACGCAUGACUUGUCCAAGUCAGUAUGCCUGCCAACAUCCGGUCAAGUUGCCGGGAAAGUGCUGCAAGAUAUGUCCAGAACAUAAAGCUGCCAGUAACCAGACUCAAUGUUACUCAGGCCGCAAAAACAAACUUUUGGUGUAUAAGGUUGACUCAGCUCUGAAAGUUGACUCUCCGGGCACUGUUCGGAUAAUGGCUAUAGAAAGGGCAAGUGCUGCGGAGGUGGAGUUGCUGGUGUGGAAGAUGGUAGAUGGUUUUUUGCAAUUGAUGGAAAUUGGAGAUGUUCAAAGGAAAGAUAUUCAGGACCAUCCGGAAAAUUACACAUUACUAACAACAGUUGAUGAAGAUAUGUGGGGGAAAUUUAUAGACGGACGAGGCAAGUUGGAUCAAACCCAAACCAUUUGUGAAGAUGGCAUUCGGGAGAUGGUGACGUUCCUCAAUCCUAAACAGGUCGAAGGACGAUGCUUGCCUUAACUUUCCAUCUUGGAAUGUGACUGGACACUGUUGGAAAAUAUUAACGCAUACUCAAACUGCAUGGACAUUAUUUGUUAUUUUACCAUGUGGCGACAAGCUACUCGGUAUGUAAAUCUUUUUUUCAUAUACGUAUUUAUUGUAAAUCAGACGUUUUCUCAUGUGUUGUGAAAAACAAAGAAAUUCAAGGAGCCCUUUUAGCUAUGAUAUGUUGUGUUUAGUUAAACACUUUGCAACAAGCAGUGGAACCUUUCAAGUUUAACACAAAACUUUUAUCACUCGUACAUUUUUAAUAAUAAUAAAAAUUAAAAAAAAAUGCAGUAAAAUAUAAAAUAAACUUAUAAUGGAAACAUACUCAAGUGUGGGGUGUGUUACAGCUGAUCACACGCUUCACUGUUAACAUUUUAUAGUUGUAGAAUAAUUAGAAAUUUAACAAAACUUUUAAGUUUGCCUAUGUUCUGUAACUGUAUGUUUGACUUGGGGCCGGCCCAGCCUACACGCAGACUAUGCAGCUGCUUAGGGCCCCUGACCACCAGGGGGCCCCCCCAAUCUGGCAAUUGUUUAAUUUGUGUUCUAUUUUGUUUACUACAGUUUGCUUUAUUUGACUUUUGUGAGUUUUGAGACUUGAUUACAAGCUUAAAAAAGUAAAAGUUCUUCUUUAACUUCUUUCUUUCCUCUUUUAGAAAAAGGUGUGGCGCUAUCCACUGUAAGUACUGACAAUCAUUUGGGGUGAGAAGUUUGAAGUAUGCAGUGCAACAAAAUCUGAUUAAUAUACAAAAUAUGGACGUAUGAGUUGGAUUGCAUGUAUGUGUUUCACAGUACACUGUGACGAAAUGGUGGGCCAAAAAUAUUGGCCCCUUUGCAUUAUUUUGCUUAGGGCCCCCAAAUGGCCUGGGCCAGCCCUGCCCCACAGUACACAUUUUUGUUGACGAAUAUUUUCCUGGGCUGAAUUUUGUUCCACGUAAUCAUAUGUUGUACUUUGGAUGAUUCAAAGGAGCUAUUGAGAAGUAUCUCAGUAUGGAAUUGGAGGUGGAGUGCCGUCAUCUUCACAAGAUGAUGAUUUCCCCAAAUGUACAAUUCAAGGUAAUGCUUGGCAAUGUCAUGUACAUAGUUGAGAGAUCAAGAAUCAAGAAAGAUGCAUAUAAGGUUACAAUUUUAAUACAUUUUUCCAAAAAUAUGGGCCCCUUGGUAUUAUUUUGCUUAGGACCCCCAAAUGGCCUGGGUCGGCCCUGGUUUGACUUGAAAGGUUCCAAUGCUAUUUCACAAUAUUCAUUUUUGUGAAAUGUAGGACAGUACUUACUCAGUCCAAUAUGACAAUGAUACAUCAAAGCCAUAUGUGUAACUGUGGUUAUAAAGGGGCACAUAUUUCUUGGUUUAAAGAUGGUGACAGCUCAUUUGGAUAUGCAAUUAAGAAAACACCAAAAAAUGCAAUCUGUUUGUUGUCAAAACCUUGAACGAUUUUGUUUUCUUUUCUUCUGCUUGCCAUUUCUUUUGGGUUACUUGCCUCGGGCCCUUCUUAAAAUGAAAAAGUACAUUCUCAAAGUUGAGGUUACUUAUAUUUCAACUUUGAAAGUAGGGAAGCAUGAUAUUAUUUUACAAACCGAUAGCUUCUUGCUUCUGAAUGCCAUUAAACAAUAAGCUAUUCAUUUUGCAUUUUCAUAGAUUGGUCAGAACAAAAAAUGCCCCCUUUUUUAAACAAAAAAAACAAACAGAUGUUGCCAAAAAUGCAUAUUUAGCAGCUGUUUGACUAUGUACAGUGGGGCAAAUAAGUAUUUAGUCAACCACCAAUUGU
Corythoichthys intestinalis (scribbled pipefish) is the source of this 3400-nucleotide messenger RNA. RefSeq names its product chordin-like 2 (gene chrdl2). NCBI's taxonomy places the organism in Eukaryota, Metazoa, Chordata, Actinopteri, Syngnathiformes, Syngnathidae. Gene Ontology annotation, molecular function: BMP binding. The transcript has 11 exons. Gene Ontology annotation, biological process: negative regulation of BMP signaling pathway; cell differentiation. The record is from RefSeq and is a predicted model, not a curated record. The coding region runs from base 271 to 1611 and encodes 446 amino acids.